UCGCGCGCGUCCCCCCCCACGUGUCCCCGGUGCCCGGCCCUGCCCCCGGCCCGGUGUUUAUAACCCGGGAUUCACGACGCGAUCGGCCCUGCUCCGCCGCCUGCCACCGCCGCCCGGCCCACGAGUGGUUCACCAGGCCGCAAAGUCAGAUUCUGGAAGCUGGGAACCCACAUCUCCAAUCCAAGACAAGAUGUCCAGCAAAGGCUCCGUGGUUCUGGCCUACAGCGGCGGCCUGGAUACCUCCUGUAUUCUCGUAUGGCUGAAGGAACAAGGCUAUGAUGUCAUUGCCUACCUGGCGAACAUCGGCCAGAAGGAAGACUUUGAGGAAGCCAGGAAGAAAGCACUGAAACUCGGGGCCAAAAAGGUGUUCAUUGAGGACGUCAGCAAGGAGUUUGUAGAGGAGUUCAUCUGGCCAGCCAUCCAGUCCAGUGCACUGUACGAGGACCGCUACCUCCUGGGCACCUCCCUCGCCAGGCCCUGCAUCGCCCGCAAACAAGUGGAGAUUGCCCAGAGGGAGGGAGCCAAGUAUGUGUCUCAUGGUGCCACAGGAAAGGGAAAUGACCAGGUCCGAUUUGAGCUCACCUGCUACUCACUGGCCCCUCAGAUUAAGGUCAUCGCUCCCUGGAGGAUGCCCGAGUUCUACAACCGGUUCCAGGGCCGCAAUGAUCUGAUGGAAUAUGCAAAGCAACACGGAAUCCCCAUUCCAGUCACCCCCAAGAAUCCAUGGAGCAUGGAUGAGAACCUCAUGCAUAUCAGCUAUGAGGCUGGAAUCCUGGAGAACCCCAAGAACCAAGCACCUCCAGGCCUCUACACAAAGACCCAGGACCCCGCCAAAGCCCCCAACAGCCCUGACAUCCUUGAGAUUGAGUUCAAGAAAGGCCCACCGCCCUCUCCUCCCCUAGGGGUCCCCGUGAAGGUGACCAACGUCAAGGACGGCACCACCCACCGCACGUCCCUGGAGCUCUUCAUGUACCUGAAUGAAGUCGCGGGCAAGCACGGUGUGGGCCGCAUUGACAUUGUGGAGAACCGUUUCAUUGGGAUGAAGUCCCGAGGUAUCUACGAGACCCCAGCAGGGACGAUCCUUUACCACGCUCAUUUAGACAUCGAGGCCUUCACCAUGGACCGCGAAGUGCGCAAAAUCAAACAAGGCCUGGGCUUAAAAUUCGCCGAGCUGGUGUACACGGGUUUCUGGCACAGCCCCGAGUGUGAAUUUGUCCGCCACUGCAUCGCCAAGUCCCAGGAGCGUGUGGAAGGGAAAGUGCAAGUGUCCGUCUUCAAGGGCCAGGUGUACAUCCUCAGCCGGGAGUCCCCACUGUCCCUCUACAACGAGGAGCUGGUGAGCAUGAACGUGCAAGGUGAUUAUGAGCCUAUCGAUGCCACUGGUUUCAUCAAUAUCAACUCCCUCAGGCUGAAGGAAUAUCACCGCCUCCAGAGCAAGGUCACUGCCAAAUAGACCCGCUGACAAUGAGGAGCUGGGCCUCCUCCUUUGCCCAUCUCCUGAGCACAGGCACUAAUUGUUGUGAUAAUUUGUAAUUGUGACUUGUUCUUCCCGGGCUGGCAGCCUGGUGGGGGUGCCAGGCCCCAGCUUUGUUCCCUGCUCCCCAGUAGCCUGCCCAAGUGGUCAUCAGUAGCCUGCCCAAGUGAUCAUCAGAGGAGAGGGUGAGGUUGGCGUCGGUGGGGAGAUGCAAAAUGACAAUUAAAAAAAAAAGAUACAUUA
Nyctereutes procyonoides (raccoon dog) is the source of this 1717-nucleotide messenger RNA. RefSeq names its product argininosuccinate synthase 1 (gene ASS1). The transcript has 16 exons. Gene Ontology annotation, molecular function: argininosuccinate synthase activity; ATP binding. Gene Ontology annotation, cellular component: cytoplasm. The record is from RefSeq and is a predicted model, not a curated record. Gene Ontology annotation, biological process: L-arginine biosynthetic process; urea cycle. NCBI's taxonomy places the organism in Eukaryota, Metazoa, Chordata, Mammalia, Carnivora, Canidae. Bases 191 to 1453 code for a protein of 420 amino acids.